UGUCUCAGGUGUCAUGACCAAGAUCUUUAUAAAAGGGCAUGCCUUAAACAGCGAGCAGACUCCUGGAGCACAGCAGUAACCUCAGCUAAGCUUUCUAAUGCCCCAUUCUGACUCAGAGACACGUUGACACGUCCAGCCAUGCGAUUCUAUGUGUUCUUCUUCCUUGUGCUCCUGGGGUUCCUCUACCUCAGCUUGGGACAAGGUUCCUAUGAGGACUGCUGUCUGCGCCAUGUAAACAGCGUGAAAAAGCACACCAUAAAAAAUGUGGUUAGCUACCGAAAGCAGGAGCUGGAUGGCGGCUGUAACAUUGCGGCCAUAGUGUUCAAGACGAAGCGAGGUCGAUUUUUCUGUGCUAAUCCCAAAGACAAAUGGGUGCAGAAACUGCUAGAAAAGGUGGACAGAGAAAAUGAGUCUGUUCACGGAAAGAAAUACGUCGUGACCAAGCGUUCCAGCUAAAUGUUUGGCUGUGAGAACCUAAGAGGUAGAUGCCAGUCUCCGCUAAUGUUUCUGCCUUGAGUGCUGUGGUACCACUUGCUGUCCCGGACUCAGCUUUGGUGUACUGGCUACCCAGCAUGCAUUUCAGCCAGGUGUAAAUGGACUUUUUUAGCACUCUCUGUAUAUUGCCCAAAGCAUAAGCUGCUAACACCACUCAAUUGUUUUCCUACAUACUGCCACAGUCUGUUGCUCAUGGCCCAAUGUGCAUAAAUCUGGCAAUACAUAUCGAGAGUAAGAAGGGCUGCAUGUUUAAGCAAGUGAGUGAUGAAAUAUGUCUAUAAAUGUUCAAUUUUUUAUGGCUAGCAAUUUCACAGGAGCUGAUGACACUAUAAUAAAGACGUGGGUGGAAUGGUUUUGCAAUCCAAUCAAAUACUUCAACUGUUUCCUUAUUAGAUUACCUGUAAUGACCGUGUGUCUCACUGAGAGCAACCUUUCAGCUUGUAGGUAAUAUGUAUAAAUGUCUCCUUUUUGAUGUUCAUUUCAUGCUUUUAAUUACUUUAAAUGUUACUCUAGUAAGAAUGAAUGGUUUGUGUCAUUUCCAAGGUUAUAUUCUAAAGUAUCUUCUUAUUUGAAACAUAUUGUUGUUUUGUACCCUUAUCUUGCUCUGUUCAGCUGACUGUUUUAGAGGAUGUACAUGUUUUGAAAGAAAAUGACAGCGACUUUUAGCAAUGUAGAUAUUAUAAGUCACUUUGUUUGCUUUAUUGUGACGAUAAGCCUGUAAAUGUUUGAUGAAUGCAAUUCUGAGUCACUUGGAGUUUGUAGUGGGAGUGUCCUUUCUAUAAUUACUACUUUCAGAUAAAGUAUUUUUAUAUUGCCAGUAAAUAUUUGUUUUCAUACAUUACUAAUAAAAAGGUGAGUUUCCUCUUCCAAUGAAAAAUUCA
Messenger RNA from Pygocentrus nattereri (red-bellied piranha), 1376 nucleotides. RefSeq names its product chemokine (C-C motif) ligand 25a (gene ccl25a). The record is from RefSeq and is a predicted model, not a curated record. Lineage: Eukaryota; Metazoa; Chordata; Actinopteri; Characiformes; Serrasalmidae. Bases 139 to 456 code for a protein of 105 amino acids. Gene Ontology annotation, biological process: cellular response to tumor necrosis factor; neutrophil chemotaxis; monocyte chemotaxis. The transcript is spliced from 5 exons. Gene Ontology annotation, molecular function: chemokine activity; CCR chemokine receptor binding. Gene Ontology annotation, cellular component: extracellular region.